Messenger RNA from Didymosphaeria variabile, 561 nucleotides. RefSeq names its product Protein csh3 (gene CSH3). NCBI's taxonomy places the organism in Eukaryota, Fungi, Ascomycota, Dothideomycetes, Pleosporales, Didymosphaeriaceae. Gene Ontology annotation, biological process: endoplasmic reticulum to Golgi vesicle-mediated transport. The record is from RefSeq and is a predicted model, not a curated record. The coding region runs from base 1 to 561 and encodes 186 amino acids. Gene Ontology annotation, cellular component: endoplasmic reticulum membrane. The transcript is spliced from 3 exons.
AUGGCAGCAGGAACAUUUGGGACAUUCCUCAUUAUCGGCCCCGUGUGCUUCUUCCUCGGCAUCCUCUUCGCCUCAUUCCCGUACGACUACAAUGUCAUCUGGACGACCCCAGAAGGCCCUCGCGAUGUCUACUUCAACAUCCUCGAGGACCAUCUCAAGUUCUUGCAUGCGUCGCCGCCCAUCAUAAGUCGCAUCCUACACAUUGUAAUCGGCACCGGUCUUCUCGGCUUCCUGACCAAGCUCUACAAAGCGUCGCAGGCUAACAUGCUGUUCGAUGGCGCGUCGCUUGUGCUUUACAUGGCUGGCAUCACGGUAUACAUUACCAACAUUGUCAAGGGUCUGCGUGUGGUCACUGCGGGCAUCUAUGGCAAUGUGGACGUUAAGGACGAUGAGAAUGCGGAUGACUACAUCAGCAGAGAGGACACGCUGAGGGUGUUUGCGGCGAGUAACACCAUCUUGGCGUUGGUGCUCUGGUAUGCGUUGAGGAAGGAGGAGGCAGAGAUCAAGGAGAUUGAAGAGAAAGAGCAGGAGAGGAAGGCAGCGGGAAAGAAGAAGCAGUAG